Messenger RNA from Acinonyx jubatus (cheetah), 1084 nucleotides. RefSeq names its product dihydrofolate reductase (gene DHFR). The record is from RefSeq and is a predicted model, not a curated record. Gene Ontology annotation, cellular component: mitochondrion. The transcript is spliced from 6 exons. The coding region runs from base 51 to 653 and encodes 200 amino acids. Lineage: Eukaryota; Metazoa; Chordata; Mammalia; Carnivora; Felidae. Gene Ontology annotation, biological process: tetrahydrofolate biosynthetic process; folic acid metabolic process; glycine biosynthetic process. Gene Ontology annotation, molecular function: dihydrofolate reductase activity; NADP binding.
CGGGAUUUCCGGGAUCGUGAGCAAGCGGUGUGGUGUUCACAGCGGCUGUCAUGGUUCGUCCGCUAAACUGUAUCGUCGCUGUGUCCCAGAACAUGGGCAUCGGCAAGAACGGGGACCUGCCCUGGCCGCCGCUGAGGAAUGAAUUCAAGUAUUUCCAAAGGAUGACCACAACCUCAUCCGUAGAAGGUAAACAGAAUUUGGUGAUUAUGGGUAGAAAGACAUGGUUCUCUAUUCCGGAGAAGAAUCGACCUUUAAAGGACAGAAUUAAUAUAGUUCUCAGUAGAGACCUCAAGGAACCUCCACAAGGAGCUCAUUUUCUUGCCAAAAGUCUGGAUGAUGCCUUAGAACUUACUGAGCAACCAGAAUUAGCACAUAAAGUGGACAUGGUUUGGGUAGUGGGAGGCAGUUCUGUUUAUAAGAUAAAUAAAGAAAUUGAUGCCUCUUGUGUUUUUUCAAAGGAAGCCAUGAACAGGCCAGGCCACGUUAGACUAUUUGUGACAAGGAUUAUGCAGGAAUUUGAAAGUGACACAUUUUUUCCAGAAAUUGAUUUGGAGAAAUAUAAACUUCUCCCAGAAUACCCAGGUGUUCUUUCUGAUAUCCAGGAGGAGAAAAGCAUUAAGUACAAAUUUGAAGUAUAUGAGAAGAACAAUUAAUGUGAAGGUGUUUUCUGGUUUAUUUCAAGUUAGUUGUUCCCCCUCCCCUCCAAUUACAUAUUUUUUAAUAUUAGAAAAAAAGACUUUUGUGACUUUAGGUCAACGGCUAAUUAUUUGUAGGCAAUGAGAUUUUAUAAAUUAAUCUUAAGUAGACUAUAGUUAAGAUUAGUCUUAACUAUUCCAUAUCAGAUAACCAUUUAUGAAACCUUUUUUGCUAUAGCUGUAUGAUGCCCAUCAAGGACCAGCACCUGCCUAUGGUAGCAUAUCUUUCAAAAACCAAAGUUGAAAAAAUUCCCCGAGAGCAUGAGUUGAAACCAGGACCUAUAGAGAUAGAACUAGACAGAUUUGUCCAAAGGUCAGACAUGGAUUAUAAACAGAAGAGAUAGAACUCAGAUAUUAAAAGAAAAUUAAAUCAAAAUAGAGACUUUGAA